Molecule: messenger RNA, 1275 nt
Organism: Camponotus floridanus (Florida carpenter ant)
Lineage: Eukaryota; Metazoa; Arthropoda; Insecta; Hymenoptera; Formicidae
Product: proline-rich extensin-like protein EPR1
Exons: 2
Coding region: 60-758 (232 amino acids)
Source: RefSeq, a predicted model, not a curated record
AGUUUGGUCCAGAACUUCUCAUCUAUUAGUCCUCUGCACAAUUCGACGAAAAGAAAAUCAUGUUCAGAUUAUUGAUACCAUGCUUAAUAUGGCUGUCAACGGUGCGCUCGGAGGCUGGAAUGCAGAUGAACAUGCCGGAUGAGCCGCUGAUGGACAGAACAUCAGAUACUUCGAUGCUAAAGGCAAAGAGAGAAUCCAUUCAUCAGCCCUGCGGACCAAUUUACUCGCACAUUCCCGCUUAUUCACCUCCAUCCGUUUACGUUAAACCCUUGAUUCAGCAGACUUAUCUGAAAAAGGAGCUAGGACUAGCUCAACCCUUAGCUCAUUUGCAGUAUAUUCAGCAACCACCCGUCUAUUCCAGCGUAGUACCAAAACCGGCCAUCACAUAUGUGAAGCCGGUGACACCUGCGAUAGACUAUCACCCAGUGCAUCAACCCGUGCAGUACAUCAAGCCUGUGAUGCCCGAGCCUCAAAAGCUGUCGUACACGCCAAUUUAUCAGAAACCAUUGUACGCUUACGCACCUAUGUAUCAUGACGCGAUGCCGAAAAUCUUUCUGAAGAAGUAUGAAACGCCCGUCACUCACAUCGCCUAUCAAAAGCCACUGAUCCAUGAUCCCGUUCCGUACGCGGCGCCGAAGGUGGUGCAGGUACAAACGCCGGAGUUAUCCUACGCAAAACCCGUUGUUCAUGUUCCGUCUCCCUUAUACGCCCCACAACCUGUUCAUAAUUCUGUCAUAGUUAAACCGCAUUGUGUAUAGACGACUCGAUCGCGCGCAACGUAGAUUAGAGCUUUACAGAAUGUGAAAACUUCCAAGUUCCAGCGCGGGCAAUUUUUUCAUCGAUUGACAUUUAAACCUAAAAGUAACGCUAGACAGAUUUCAAUAAAUAAAAAAGCGUAAAAUUUUGAUUUAAUGAUAUAAUGCGUUUGUAUACAUUAUCCAUCUCUCGUCAAAUAUCAGAAUUUGUAAGCUGUCAAACAUAAUAGAUUUAAUCUGAAAAUAUACAAUAAAAUUAUUUUCCUUUUACAAUCGAGUGUUUUAAUUCCUAAUUAGAGUGCAGAAAACAUCAAGCAUAAAUAUAGAUAUAAAAUGUACGAUAUAUCUGAAAUAAAAGAAUCACAUAAUUGUACGUAUGCUAUAAAUAGAAAAAAUAUGAUUUUCAAAAAUUAGUUAUAAAAUUUGCCAUAAGCAUGAAUUUUCACUACAUGUUCAAAUUUUUAUCCAGAGAACAAUUAUAUGGAUAUAAAUUUCAUAAGCAUAGAUGUAGUGUACAAUA